GGGUCAGCCAAUCCCCUCCAUGAUGCUUGAGCUGACCUGCGCUUGGGAGCCAGCUGCUGGAGCCCGGCCCCGCUCCCCGGGCCCUUUUGCCGGCCCGGGGUGCGGGAGCCGCUGCGCAGGCGCCCCCGGGCUCGCGACGUGGCCCCCUGCUUGCCCCGAGCUUGCGCUCGCCGGGGUCAGUGCGUGCCCGAGCGAGCUGCUCUCUCGGCAAGCCGCGGCCGUUCAGGAUUGAAGGGGCCAGUGCCAGAAGCCACGGCCGACGCCAUUGGGACGUGUGUCAGCCGUGCCGGGCAAGCUCGGGUGGCACAUUUCCGCGCGGGCUGGCGCGCGCGCCUUCGCGGCGGGCACGUUAUUAGAUCUAAUCUAGCCGGGCUGGUGCCCGAGUGGCGCCGUCGGGGCGUCUGGCCGCAGGGAGAACGCACGAUGGGUUGUGCUUGGGCAGGGCUAUCCAGGUUUUCCUGUUUGCUCUUUCUUUUGACGUAGGUCGCACGUGCGCAUGAGCGCCCUGAUGGUUUACUGCAUGUUCUUUUCUGUGUGAAUUCGCGCGCGCUCGGCGCCGCACCGUCUUUCUCCUUGCACGCGCACGGCCACUCUCAGCUGCACGCCGCUGCCUCUCUGCGGGGUACCUGCUGAUGUCUGUGCCGUCGUGGAGGAAGAGGGCAUGGCGAAGGCGGCCUUAACAUUACAUAUCUAAUUUGAGAGCGUGUAGAGGGGGGGCUGCACUGGAGCCUCUCCAGGACUGCCAGGAGCGCACCGUCGCGAAGGGCUCCGCGCCCCAUUUUUUCAGGCUCGCUGGCCGCUCCAGCGGUGCGGCCCGGCAGGCCGCCCCGGCAGUUUGCAGAUAGUCGAGCAGACUCUUGGCCACCCCGGGGUCUCCCUCGUAGCCAUGCUCGAGUAUCUUCCAGGCAGGCUUGGCCUGAUCCAGCUCGCGUCGCGAGGCGCCCUGCAGCGGCACCUCCUGCGGCCACGCGAGGUUGGCGACGGCAGCUCAUGCAAGGCCAUGGGCUUGGUUGAGGCACGGCAGAGCCCGGGGGGGGGCGAAGGGGGAGGCGUGGUGGAGCUCGGUUUCAUCAUCGUUCGGGUGCCUUCAAUCUGCUGGUCUCCUCUGGCGUUGUGAUUCGUGCGGCGUGUGUGUGCGUCAGUUAGCUGCUUCCGUUGCGUCGUGGCUUGGGCCACUUCACCUUUCUCCCCAGGCUUUGACCGCGGGCUGGUGAUGUGCGGCGCCGGAAAAGCAAAACUUCCGACUAUAGCUG
Prorocentrum cordatum is the source of this 1253-nucleotide messenger RNA. The record is from the annotation of a GenBank genome assembly. NCBI's taxonomy places the organism in Eukaryota, Dinophyceae, Prorocentrales, Prorocentraceae.